This is a messenger RNA of Drosophila melanogaster (fruit fly), 6243 nucleotides long. RefSeq names its product neuroligin 4 (gene Nlg4). The record is from RefSeq and is marked reviewed. Gene Ontology annotation, cellular component: presynapse; synapse. The transcript has 14 exons. Lineage: Eukaryota; Metazoa; Arthropoda; Insecta; Diptera; Drosophilidae. Bases 863 to 4705 code for a protein of 1280 amino acids.
CACUCGUGCGUCGUGGACACAACUGAAAACGUUCUGCCACCGGAAACUUGCACGUGGCAACGGUGCUUGGUCCUUUAGUCCCGUUCUCUCAUCGCCGCCGUGCGCGUGUGUUGGUGUGCGUUGGUGUGACGGAUUGCGGCUGUAUGAGUGUAUCAUCGCCAGCUGUAAAUCCCAUCAAAAAAAUAUGAACGCAUAUACACGAAAGCGCCGGUUUAAAAUCACCAGGAAAAAUAAAAACAAAAAUUAAAUUAAACAAAUAAAAUGUAGCAACGAAUCAAUUUAUAACAAAGGAUCUAUCGAAAAACGGAAAGCAACGACAACGAACAAAGGCAAAUAUAAUUGCUGAGUCCCGUGAAAAGUGAAAGCAAUUGAAAUUCGCUUCAAAACAUGAAAUGAAAUAUUUCUCUGUGCAGGAUAUAUGAAAAAUCAACAGAACGGUUUCCCAAUAGUAUAUGUGUACCCAUAAGUGAGUGCGUGUGCAAUUGUGUGAACACCUACAAAGAAAAGAAAAGCGGAUACGUCAAAUAGAGGAGAAAAAGGAUACGCGAGCUUAAAGUUAAAGAACAGCCGAGCAAACCGAAGUCGAGGAUUAUUUUCGCCAACAGUAGGAACAAUAAAACUGCCAGCAGUCAUAAGAGCAGCAGCAAUAUAUACGGAUGCGUGUUUAUAGAUCUGUGACUUUCAUGUGAUCACGAUGAAAUCCAGUCAGCUGGCAGAUAGUCUCGUCAUCCCAGCGCUUCAGUACAGAUAGUCUAGAUGAUCAGAAAGAAGUCGCGUCAAUCCAGAGCCACAUCGAAAUAGGUGAAGACAGUUUAACAAUAGCUCGCUCAGGUCGCACAACGUGAAGCUCCACUGUGCAAGGAUGGGGGAAAGUCAGCUGCUGCUGUUGCUGCGGCUCCUGCUGCUUCCUACAGUCCUCAUUUCCUGGAUGCACUGUGCCGGGGCCUCCACGGCGGACAUCUACAAGGGCGCUCGCCUGGGCCACCGUAUCGUUCAGACGCGCUAUGGCCGACUUCAUGGACUCAUCCUGCCCCUGGAUAGCUUUCGCUUCCUGCGAUCCGUAGAGGUCUUCCUGGGUGUGCCAUAUGCAACGCCUCCCACCAAACAAAAUCGGUUUAGUCCCACGAGAGCUCCAGCGCCUUGGGACGGCAUCCGGAUAUCGGAUAAAUACAGUCCCGUGUGUCCGCAGCGUUUGCCCAAUAUCCAAAAUGAGACGGCGGCGCUGGAGAAGAUGCCCAAGGGUCGCCUGGAGUACUUAAAGAGAUUGCUGCCAUUUCUUGAAAACCAGUCCGAGGACUGCCUGUACCUAAAUGUGUUCUCGCCGGUCAAUGCCGGGGCCAAUGAGAAGAAGUUGCCGGUGAUUGUGUUCAUACACGGCGAGUCCUUCGAGUGGAGCAGCGGAAAUCCUUACGACGGCAGUGUCCUGGCGAGCUACGGGGAAGUUGUGGUGGUAACACUCAACUACCGACUCGGAAUAUUAGGUUUCCUCAACGCCAAUCCCAAUCCACAUGCCCAUGCCAGAGUGGCCAACUACGGGCUGAUGGACCAGAUGGCUGCCCUGCAUUGGAUUCAGCAGAAUAUCCAAAAGUUUGGCGGAGAUCCCAAUUCGGUGACGUUGGCGGGUCAUGGAACGGGUGCAGCCUGUAUUAAUUACCUAAUGACCUCGCCUACAAUGGUCCGUGGUCUCUUCCACCGGGCUAUUCUCAUGUCCGGAUCAGCGUACUCAUCGUGGGCUUUGGUCGAGGAUCCAGUACUAUUUGCCAUCAAGCUGGCCAAGGAGGUUAACUGCACCAUUCCCGAUGAUAUCAAUCGCCACCACGAGCAGAUUGUCGAUUGUCUGAGGGAUGUUCCCCUGGAAGACCUUUACCUAGCCGACAUUCAGGCUCCAAAUUUUCUCACAUCCUUCGGGCCUUCGGUUGAUGGCGUUGUCAUACGACCCGGGCAUUCCAAUCUCGAUAUCGAUGAUUUAAUGGCGCGCAACUCGAGGCGCUCGUCAGCGGACUCCGGUUUCCAGUCGUCCGCCGGAGGUGGUGGCGGGCAAGGAGGCGGGGCCGGUGGCGGAGGAGGCGGUGGCUCCGGAUCGUCGUUCGGCGGUGGAUAUUUCGGCGGCAGCGGGGCCGGAACGAUGAAUAUGGGCGGUCACUAUGACGUCCUGUUUGGCGUCGUUACGGGCGAAUCGAUUUGGCGCUUCAGUGCCCACGAUAUACAAAAUGGUUUCGAGGGCGAGAGACGCGAUAAAAUUAUCCGCACCUACGUCCGCAACGCCUACAAUUAUCACCUCAACGAGAUUUUCUAUACGAUCGUCAACGAGUACACGGAUUGGGAUCGCACCUCGCAGCAUCCGAUCAAUACCCGCGAUACGGCUGUAGCCGCCCUAUCCGAUGCCCAGUUUGUGGCACCGAUUGUGCGGGCUGGUGAUAUCCUGGCGGCCAAUUCCCCGCCGCCGGUCAGCUCAUCCUCGACCGCUGGGUCGCCGGGUGCAAAUGCGGCUGCUUCGACCUCAGCGGGCUCCACUCAGCCCUCCGGUCGGUGCUACUUUUACGUGUUCGAUUACCAGACAAAGGACGGCGACUAUCCACAGAGAAUGGGCACUGUGCACGGCGAGGACUUGCCCUACAUUUUCGGCGCCCCACUGGUCGACGGCUUUAGUCACUUUCCGCAAAACUACACCAAAUCGGAGACGGCUCUUUCCGAGGCGGUGAUGAUAUUCUGGACCAACUUUGCUCGCACCGGCAAUCCCAAUGAACACCAUCGCCAGGACUCGUCGCUGCCGGUUUCAAAGGAGCGCAACCGCUUUCGCAGCAUCACCUGGGAAAAUUAUGAUCCGCUGCACCAGAAGUAUUUGGAAAUAGGAAUGAAGCCGCGCAUUAAGAAUCACUUUCGGGCCCAUCAACUCUCGAUUUGGCUGCGCCUGAUACCGGAGCUUCAUCGCGCCGGGAUGGAGGAUGUGAUAGCCCGGCACAAUCUGUUCCGCAAUCACGACGAUAUGGACCUGUACGAGGGACCCGUUAAACCGGAUCCGUUUGGCAUAUCGACAGCCGCCGGAGCAAGUGGCUCCUCAUCCUCGUCGUCGUCCUCAUCCCGCCUUCUGCUCGUCGAUGAGCAAUUGAUGAUGAAGAAGGGACGCGGCCUGAACGGCUCGGCCUAUUUGAACGGCAUAUUGGGCGUGACCACCGUGGAGCCGAACAACAUGUACACGACCUGCAUACCCAUUGGGGGAAACUACUCGAGCAGCGGUGGUGUCUUCGCACCCACCACUCUGGCCAACGCCUCCUCGGACACUCUGGCCUCCGGAUUCGAGGCAGCCGGCUAUGCGGCCUAUUCGACGGCCCUGAGUGUUACGAUUGCCAUUGGCUGCAGCCUGCUCAUACUGAACGUGUUGAUUUUCGCCGGAGUCUACUAUCAGCGCGACAAGACGCGGCUGGAGGUGAAGACACUGCAGAAGCAGUACCAGCAGCGUAGCCUGCACCAGCAGGUCCCCUACCCACCGGAGCCCAUCAAGCACGCCCACUACCACAUGGGUCACUCGCAGAGCUCGGCCAAUGUCAUCGUCGAUGUGGAGAGCCAUCAGGACCAGGCCGGCCAGGCGGCCAUGUUGCUCCAAGCCGCAGCAGCAGCCGCAGCAGCAGCGGCCAACGACGUGAAGCCACCGCCACCGCACAUCUGCUCAAACACAGGAAUGCAACAGCAGCAGCAAGUGGGUGGUGGCAGCGGUGGUGCCCUGAAUAAUGGUGGCAUCGAGGGGUCCAAGGUGACCACAGACAACCUGGGCAACGUCACCUACAGCACUAGCUCCAAGCAGCAGCAGCAACACCAGCAACAACAGCAGCAGCAGCAGCGUGAGCACAUGCAAAUCAAGGGAAUGACCGGCACGCAAACAUUCGGACGAAGUGGCUCCGGAUCGGGAGGCGGGGCUGGGGGCGGAGCCGGUUCCGCUUCCGGUGGCGCCUCCGUGGUGGUGUCCGGCAGCAGCGUUAGCUACAAUCCCGGCAUGAUGACGCUGCCCAAGUCGGGCGGUCUCCAUCAUGCGGCCACUUUGAAUUAUGCGCGCAACACGACCGCCUUGAAUAUGUCGGGCGGCGGCACCGCCCUAGUGGAUAGUCGCGGCAAUGUCCUGCUCACCAGCACCGCAGUGGGUCCUGGCAUGGCCGGUACUGGUGCUGGAGGAGGAUCCUCUGGUGGCGGCGGAGGCGGAGAUUGCAUGACCCUGCCACGCAAUCUUGGUCUGGCGGCCGCAGGACGACACAAUCCCACUACAGAGCUGCAGCAAUAUCAGCAGCAACAGCAGUCGAGCAAACAUCAGUCGAAUGGAGCUGUCCUCACUGGCAUGCAGUCGCAUCACAUACGCGGACCACGCCCACCGCUCCGCACCGCCUCCUCGACGACAACGAACAGCAGCAGCAAUAACUCGGCAAUGGGCGUGGCCGUGGGCGUAGGCGGGGGCGUUGGUAACAUGCUCCUGGACCAAACGCCAUCCGGCGGCAGCAGCAGCAGCGGCGUAAGCAGCGCACCCAGCUCCUCAAAGGGUCACCACACCCACUCGCACUCCCAUGCCGCCCACCUGGUGCACUCGCACGGCGACGGCCUCGUCCUGACCUCCGCCUCGCCCGUGGGCGGCCAGCAACAGCAGCACCCGCAGCAGCAUCAGCAUCCGCAGCAGCAGCAGCAAGUGCCGCAGGCGGCGAUGGACGAGAUGCGCGUCUGAUAGGUAUCGGUCUUUGAGUUGGACUUAUAGUCAUCAACGGGCUCCAUAGAAACCCUGCGAGCGGAAACGCCCGAGGAGUUCUAUGCACCCAAGCAGCCGGAUGAUGACGGCCAACUCAAUGGGACACCAGUGGAUGCAGAUGCAGCGACACAGGUGGUGGGAGCGGGGAGAACCGGCGGAAUGGGUGCACCGCCCAUCUCCGCCAGUGACCACAAGCAGCGACAGCUGAAGAAGCUGCGCUUUAAGCGGGAAAUCCACGCCCUGGCGCUGGAGGGUGGCGAUGUGGCCAGGGGCUACUGCUCCUGCGACGAGCAGUGGACGAACUCCUCCUCGCCGACGUCCACCACCACAUCGGCUACCAUGUCGCCGACACUGCCGGCUGGCGGAAGUGCAGGCGACGCUGGACGCCAUGCCACCGGAAACGGGCCUGGAAACUCCAGCGCUGGCAGCAGCGGUAUUGUCAAAAUGGCGGCGGCGCCUGGAAAGCGAAGCGAGCGGCUCAAGCAGCAGCACCAUGUGCGCUUUUCCGACGAGAAGAACUUCUCGGACUGAGAGGGAAAACCAACUACUAGACUGCACCUAAUCUCUGUUUAGUCAUAGGCUAACCAUUUUUUCCCCUCUCCUGCGAAACGGAGGGGAGAAGAUCAAACAAAUCAUUUGAAAACCCAACAAAUUAUAUGAAAAUCCGUAGAUAAAAGUUAUCAACUAAGAGAAAAUUUUAAAUAUAGUUUGAAGAUGUUAGUUAAAUAUCUGUGUUUAGUUGCUCGAUAGAUUUGUUGUGAACCAUAUAUGCAUAUAUAUAUAAAAAUAUAUAUGAAUAUAAUCAAGUAGCCACGUAAGUGUAGCACAAAUGCAUUUUUUCCACUCAUCAGCAAAUUGAAAACAAAUAUUGAUGGAAAUUGUUGAUAACGGCAUUCUGUUGGCGGCAUUGUAAAUAUUCUAGAAAAAAUUAACACAAAUGUGGUAUUAUUUACUUAAAGUAAAAAAACACAAAAAUGAUAUAAAACUACACUAAAUAUAUAAAAGAAAACAAACAUGGCUCAAAAUAGAUUAGAUUAACAAAGAACGUAAUGAGAUGCAUAAUUAAAAACAAAUAACUAGUUAAUUAUUUAAAUUAAUACUCUGAGGAUGAGGAAUAAACAGUGACGCUUUUUUUAACUGUGUACAAAAGCAACCGAUUCACUAGAGGAUAAAACUAAAAGUGCAUUAAUGCUUAAUUUAAUGAACGGUUUUUACACUCAAUCGAAUUAUUGCAGAGCAGGAAAUUUGAUGCAGAAACGCAACAAGUUAAUUGCAUUUUUAUGCUUAUAAAAUAUUUGUUUUAUACCGUUUUUUUCUUUGUAUUUCCGACUAAUCUAAUGAAAACUAUUGUAACUCAAAUUACUGUUGUCCUUUUUUUUUUUUUUUUUUUUUUUUUAUUUUACUUUGCUUUUAUUUAUUGAAUCUUCUUGUAUAAGAACUAACAAUAAGUUUAAAAAUCUUAACUAUAACAAGUAUUUUUUGAACAGUUGUAUUAUUUUUCCAACUGUUCUAUAUUU